AUGAUUAUCGGUCAGACCGAAGAAUGUAAGGAUUCCAUCCGGGCCCUGAAAAAGCGAGGGCGCCAAAUCUGUAGUGAUCAGGCGACCUCCGAGGAAGAACCACUCAGCCCCGACCCCAUCACUUUCACGACUGAAGAUGCUAAAGGGAUUCAUCACCCCCAUAAUGAUCCACUAGUCGUAGAAGUUGCAAUGGGCGAAUUCGACGUGGAGCGGGUUCUAGUGGAUACCGGCAGCAUGAUCAAACCUGAGCCCAAAACGCUGACCAGAUAUGUUGGGAUAGCUAAGAUGUCAAUGUGCGAUGUGAAGCUACAAGUUUGGGCCGGCGGAGUCACCCGCAAGACCAAAUUCGUGGUCGUAGAUGUACCGUCCAUCUACAACGCCAUCUUGGGUUCGCCCUGGAUCUAUUCGAUGCAGACAAUCCCUUCAACCUACCACCUCUGCGUUAAAUUUCCGAAUGCAACCGGAAUAUACACGCUCUAUGGCGAUCAAAAGAUGGCCAAGACCUGCUCUGUUCUCGAGAAAAAGCAAAGACAGAAGGAGGAAGCAUAA
Camelina sativa (false flax) is the source of this 549-nucleotide messenger RNA. NCBI's taxonomy places the organism in Eukaryota, Viridiplantae, Streptophyta, Magnoliopsida, Brassicales, Brassicaceae. The record is from RefSeq and is a predicted model, not a curated record.